Molecule: messenger RNA, 1741 nt
Organism: Octodon degus (degu)
Lineage: Eukaryota; Metazoa; Chordata; Mammalia; Rodentia; Octodontidae
Gene: Basp1
Product: brain abundant membrane attached signal protein 1
Exons: 2
Coding region: 208-864 (218 amino acids)
Biological process (GO): negative regulation of DNA-templated transcription
Cellular component (GO): cytoplasm; nucleus
Molecular function (GO): transcription corepressor activity; transcription cis-regulatory region binding
Source: RefSeq, a predicted model, not a curated record
CAAGCUCUCCUGAGGUCUGGCAGCUCCGGCUGCCGGCAGAGGGAGGCAGCCUCCUUCCUCCUCCUCCACUAUAUCUGUGGCCCCAAGCAUACCUCUCUCCUGGGGCCGCGACCAGCUGGCCACAGGCCCAGGGCCCCAGGACCCUGGCAGUGCAGAGGACAGGACAACCAGGGGACACCAGAGGGCCCCCUGACGCUGAACGCUACAAUGGGAGGCAAGCUCAGCAAGAAGAAGAAGGGCUACAAUGUGAACGACGACAAGGCCAAGGACAAGGACAAGAAAGCUGAGGGCGCAGGUGCCGAGGAGGAGGGGACCCCGAAGGAGAGCGCGCCCCCUGCAGCGGCGGCCAACGGUGCCGAGUCCCAGGAGCCGGAGAAGCCUGACAAGGACAAGGAGAAGGAGGUCGAGAAGGACGCCGAGGGCAAGGCUGAGGCCAAGGAGGGUGACCCGGCGGCAGCGGCUGCGCCCAAGGAGGAGGCGCCCAAGGCUGAGCCUGAAAAGAGCAGUGAGGGCACCGCUGAGGGGCAAGCGGAGCCUGGGGCCGCGGCAGCUGAGCAGGAGCCCGCCGAGCCCGGGCCCGCUGCGGGCGGCGAGGCCCCCAAGGCAGCCGAGGCAGGCGCCCCUGAGAGCCAAGAGGAAGGGGAACCCAAAAAGACUGAGGCUCCCGCCACCCAGGAGACGAAAAGUGACGGGGCCCCGGCUUCAGACUCAAAACCCAGCAGCGCUGAGGCUGCCCCCUCCUCCAAGGAGCCCCCCGCAGCCACGGAAGCGCCCAGUUCCACGGCCAAGGUCCCCGCAGAGGAGCCGAAGGCCACCGAGGUCCCUGCAGCCAAGCCUGACCAAACCGUAGCGGUGAAAGAGUGACCGGACAGCCUGGAAACACCACUGAGAAACAAUCUCUCUCUCUCUCUCUCUCUCUCUCUCUCUCUCUCCUUCUCUCUCUCCCUCUUCCUCUUUCCUUUCUUCACUUUCCUUUCUCUUCUCUCUUCUCUGCUUACUAACUGGUUUCCAAUCGGAAGCAAGGAUGUGUAUUGCCCAAGGGGGGAAUUAAAAGGAUGCUGACCCAUCGAGGGAGGGAGGGAGGGCGGGGGUGGGGAGAAUCCAAAUAGUAUUUUUGUGGGGAAAUAUCUAAUAUACCUUCAGUCUCCUUGAUCACCAAGACCUGGAUUGGAAAGAUCAGCGUGGAAGCGCCGAGUCCGGCCUGCUCCAUCCCGAGGCCUGGCCGGCCCUUCUGGGCCGUGGGGAGGGGUGGGCGGAUGGAUGGCCUCUGCCCGCAGGGCCUGUGCCCACGCACUCGAGAUCUUUACGAAAGCAGUAUUUUCUGUGUUCUCCUUUUUAAUUUACAGCCUUUCUUAUUUUGAUAUUUUUUUAAUGUUGUGGAUGAAUGCCAACUUUCAGACGGAGCCCGCCUAGCCUGUCCAACCCUCCAUUCUUCCUCUCCAGAUAUUUUUGGGAGCAAACGAGCAUUCUCUCAUCGUACUUAGCCUACCUAGAUUUCUCAUGACGAGUUAAUGCAUGUCUGUGGUUGGGUGCACCUGUAGUUCUGUUUAUUGGUCAGUGGAAUUGAAAAAAGUCUGCGUUCAUUGCAGUUCACUUUCUCUUCAUUCUGUGUCAUAGACACCAACACACCACUCAUUGGAAAAUGGAAAAAAUAAAAUAAAAAUACAAAAAAAUGUACAAUGGAUGCAUUGAAAUUAUAUGUAAUUGUAUAAAUGGUGCAACAGUAAUAAAGUAAAAUAAU